CAGGUUGUUGUUCAGCAUUCAUGGAGAAUCCCAGCAAGAUUGUUAGCCGUGGAAAUUUCAAGAUAUCUUCGGGCACGUUUGAAGCAAAGUGUUGAAAUUUUAAAAAGUUGUUAAUAUCAAAUGUGACAACAGGCUUCUGGACCUGAAAGAUGACAUCGUCUGAGCCACCGUACCUCCCAAUUGGCACGGAUGUCAGUGCUAAAUAUAGAGGUGCAUUUUGUGAAGCUAAAGUGAAGAAAAUUGUCAAAUCAGUCAAAUGCAGGGUUUACUUGAAGGAGACCCAGUCAACUCUAUUGGUUACUGAUGAGUUCAUAACAGGACAGCUGCUGAUUGGAGCCACCGUGGAAGUGAAGCAUCCAGACACAGGAAGAAUUAUGGAGGCUCUUAUCAAGCAGAUGAGUGACUCCAGCAUGUACACUGUUGUGUUUGAUGAUGCCGACGAGAGAACAUUGAGGAGAACACAACUUUGCCUUAAGGGAGAUAAACAUUUCACUGAAAGUGAGACACUUGAUAAUCUGCCACUAUCCAACCCAGAGCAUUUUGGUACACCAGUGAUUUCAAGAAACAAGAGAAAUAGGUCCAGUGCAGCAAUAGGAGUUGAAGAAGACAGUGGUUCUUCGUCAGAGGAAGAUGACAGUCCAAGAAAGAAGUAUAGGGGUCGGAAUCAGGAGCUGGUGGGCAAGCCCAUGAUAUAUGAGAGUGGGGACCGGAAAAAGACCAUCAGUGUGCCCGUCCUUGUUGUUCUCCCUGAUGCUCACAGCACAGAGCUCAAGGGAAAAGAUCAUGUUCUUGUCAGGUCCUUCAAAGAUGGAAAAUUUCUAUCAGUUGGGAGGAAAGACUUGUCAACAUUUACUAGGGAAGCUUGCCUCAAGAAUGAGGACAAAGCACUGAAACCAGCAAUGGAGAAGGCAUUGUUAUAUGCGGACAAUCGUGAAUUGCCAACUAGCUGGAAGAGAGACGAGCUACUUGGCUCUGAUGAUGACGACCAGGAUGAGGAAGAGGAGUCAGAGGAUGAGGAGCAGAGUGAGGAAAAGGACAGGUUUGUUGCCCAGCUAUACAAGUUCUCUGAUGACCGGGGCACACCCAUUAACAAGGGGCCCAGUAUUGGAACCAAGGACCUCAAUCUGUACAAGCUAUUCAAGGUCGUUCAGAAAUAUGGCGGAUACAACAGGGUUACCAAUCAGAUGAAAUGGCGACUUGUGUACUCCAAGAUGCAGCUGCCUCCCUCAAACACAGCUUCAACACAAAUUAAAAAUGCAUACAAAAAAUAUCUGCAUGCAUUUGAGGAUUUCUACCGAAAACUUGGCAGUUCAAUGGGGACAAUCAGCCGACCCAGCAGAAACCGUAAUGACUCUGGUCGCAGUCUGCUGAGUUUCCGGGGACGAGAUUCUGCACGCAUAGCCGACAAAAAUGACUCUGCUAGUGAAAAGGCAGAAGAGACUCCAUCAGAAAUGGACAGUGAUGUUGAUAGUGUCAAAAUGGGCACCCCCAAGCGACCGAAGUCCUCUAGAUUGAGGAUAGAACCCAAGGAGGAUAUUAAAGUUGAAGAAAAAGAAGAUAAGCCUGAGCCAGUGCCGAAAAAAGAUGAAAAAGACAAGAAGGAUUUCAAAAAGGUUGAGGACUCCCCCAAGAAGUCCCAGAAGAAGACCGAAGUGAAGCCCCAGCCCAGAGUUGAGGUUGAAAAAAGAGGUUUCAAGAAGAAGGAUGAUGGCAGCAUGGUUGCAUCGCCUGUUGCCAAGGCGAAAAAGGACUCGUCAGAAGAUGAAUUGAAGGAUCUACAGAAAAAGAUUGGGCGUAGGCGUUCUAUGAAGACUGAUGACAAGUCUGCAGAUGAUGAUGAAGACAGUCGGGAUGGAAGUCGGCGUAGAGAUGAGUCGAAAGACAAGAAGAAUGAUGUGGAAAUAGAAGAAAAGGAAAAGACGCUUGAAAAAUCUGCCGAGAAGAAGAUGAUAAAGAAGAAAAAGGCAAAGUCUGAAAAUGGUGAUGAAAAAGAAAAAGACAAGGAAGAAGACCCCUUUCAAAAUCCAGAGAAUCUCCCAGUAGGGUCCAAAAUGAGGGUCCGCUAUGGCACAGGGUCUCACACUAGAGAGUAUGAAGCCAAGAUUCUUGAGGUAGGCACCCUUGGUCCGAAGCUGUAUCUUGUGCACUAUGCAGGCUGGAAUACACGCCAUGAUGAGUGGAUCGGGCGCGACCGUAUCAAUAAAGUUGUUUACAGGCCCGAGUCUGGCAAGAAACUGGUAGAGAAACCCUCACCCAAACCAGGAUCAAAGGGUCCUGGCAAGAAGAAAUCACCCCUGGACAAGCCACCAUCCUCCCCCUCAAGUGUCAAAUCAGACACCAGCAGUACAAGUCAGGGAACGGGCCCUGGGCGCCCACCAGGCAAGUCGGGCAAGUCCCAGAACUCCUCCCCUGUGGCUGCCCCUCCCUCUGCAAAACCACGCCCCACCCGCUCAAACAGCAUAGAACUCAUCACUGAUGGCCUCCCUGCUAAACGCAGAAAGAGGAAGACAUCAAGUGUCUAUGAUUCAUUCAAUGGUUCAGAUAGUGAAGGCACUGACAAGUCUGAUACAGAAACUGAUGUAGAGAAAACCCCAGCUGGCAAAGAAAAGGAUCCUAAUUCCUCAGACAUGCCCCACAAGACUGAUAGCAUGCCUUUGAUUGCGUCAGAGACAGCAGAGGAUGAUGGUGAUGAACUCCCAGAGCUGGACUCUAGCGUGGAGAGAAGCCCUCCAAAACUGCACAAGGUUCUUGACAUUGGUAAGGAGAAAGUUGAGGAAGAGGAGACUGAAUCUGAAAUCAAAGAAAUUGUUGAGCCAGUGACAGCACCUGUGACAGAUGAGCCAGCUGCUCCUGUACUGAAAGUAGAGGACAUUGAAAAGGAUGAACCUGUCUUGCAGAAAAUUGAAGCUCAAUUGACAGUAGCUGUAGUUGAAAAAGUUUGUGAGGUAAAUGAAGUUGGUAAAGAGAAUGAAGAGAAAGAACCUGUUAAAGAAGUUAAAAAGAAAGAACCAGAAAGGAGAGGGAGAAAAUCUGCAGCAAAAGUAGAAAAGGAUAAAGGAGAAAAGGAUAAAAAUGACAAGACUGAGAAAGAGAAAGAACAUAAUGAACAAGUUGCAAAUGAGAAGAUCACUGAUAAAGAAAGUACUAGUGUUACAGAGGAAGUCAGUGAAACAAAAAAGAAAGCAUUAGAAUCUCCGUACGAUUUUAAGGAUGAUGAAUCUGAGGUAGAAUCUAGACCAGUUCGAAAAAAGCCUCUUGCUUUGCUUGAAAAGGAGGCCAAGCAAGAAGAAGAAAUGGAAGAAGCUUUGAAAGAAGAGACUGAAAAAACUUUGAAAGGUUCUAAGGAUGAUGGUGGUAAAGACUUUAUUGCAGGGAAUCUUGCUUUACUUGAAGAAAAAGAUACAGCUAAGAGCGAUUCUGAAGUGGAACGCAGAGGGAGGAAAAGAAAAGCUCCGAAUGCAAAAGAAACUCCAAAAGAUGUAAAGAGAAGCAUACAGGAUGUAAAAGCUACAACCAAUGUCUCUGUUGUGGUUAGUAGCCAUGAAAAGAAACUUGCCAACAGUUCUCCAGAAAGGAAGCCAUUUGUUACCCUGGCAGAGAAAAAACAAGGGUUCUCUCCAAUGAUAAGAAAGGUUAUUUCUCCCCCUGAAAAAUGUACUAAUGAUAAUAGUAUUUCAGUUGAACCGCUUGCUAAUGAUACAGGAAAGGAUAAGUCUGACAGCAAAGAGGAGGUUAAGAAAGUGACUGAAAUGGUUGUGGUUCACAAUGCGUCUCCUAAUAAGACAGAUAUUGUUCUUGGUAGGAAAGUUGAAGAUAAUAAGGAAGACACAGUUACAAAACCUAAAGAGGUAGAGCCUGAAAAUGACAAUGAUGAAGUGCAUGCUGUGAAGAAAAAAGUGAGAAAGAAAACCAAGAAGAAAUUGGAAAUGGAAGAAUCAGAAAUGUUGGGCUUGGGUAUUGUUAGAAAAAGGCGAGGACCUGGUUCAAGAAAGACACGGGAUAUUAGUGCUAAAGAGAUUGAUGUGAAAGACAUUAGUAAUGACAUUGACCUUCAUUGUGGGGAAGAGAUUCGUUCUCGGUCAGCAAGUCCGGAACCUCUGCCUGGCAGCUCUUUCAUUCAGGAAUCCCAGGGUUUUGUGCCACGUGUUGAAACCAUAGACUGCAGAAUAAGUGAUAGUCAAAGUCCAGACACUUUUUGUAUUAGCAAGCAGGAGAGUGCAGAAAAGUCUCAGACAAUAAGUAAGAACAAUAACAUGUUUGAAAAUACUCCCCCAACAACUCCGGAACAUGACUCAGAUGAUACACACCAACAAAACUGCCAAAGUGAUCAAAUCAAAACGUCCAAAAAAUCUUUGGAUGAAAGUGGAUCAAAAACAGACUCUAGUCAAGCAACUGGAAGAGAAUCUCCAAAUGGUAACGCAAGUCCCUCCAACCACAGCACUGGUAGUAGUGGUGUGGUAGCUGGAUCAGAGGGCAGUAUUGAUGUGCCAGUCUUCACCACGAACAAACGCAGGCGCGAGUCUGAUGAACCAACUCCAACAAAACGCAGAAAAAGGGCCAGUAAGGGGAAAUCAAGAGCAAAACUCAUGGCAGCUGAGAGUGACAGUGAAGACAUGCUGAAGGGUCGCAGUCCCAACUACACGUCCGACAGCUACCCUCGCUCCACCAGCCAUCAAAACAGAUCACCUAGACCACCGAAAUACAACUUUAACCUAGAGGAGGGCCAAUACCUGCAGGGUACAGCGAGAAUUUCCUUCCUGGUCAGUAAGGUUCAGGAGAUACGGUCAAUCUACAUGAACCUCAAGUCAGAGGUCUCGUCAAUUGACCGGCGGAGAAAAAAACUCAGGCGGAAAGACAAAGACAGAGACUCAAGGAACUCAUCUGUUGUGGAGGUGGAUUGUUCAUGACGUGUUUCCCGGUGGAUGUUUGGUGCAGCUACAUUCCUAACAGACAAACUCUAGAGUGGACGUCGCCCCCCUCCCGGACAUUCUGUGAUGUGCUUCCUCGAUCAUGUGUCAUUAUCCUCCUUUUAGUCUUCUCUCGGAAAUACCAGUGACACGAUUGCCUGCUAUGGCAGUGGUCCAAUAAAGUUAAAGCUGGUAAAAGUCCAGUAUUACCGGUCGUUAAAUCACUUCAAAUUCUCUUUCAGUUACUUUGACUGUCUGCAAUACCAGUGACAAUGAUUGCUGGCUUUGGCCUUGGUUAAAGUUAGUGUGCUAAAGCUGACAAGCUUCAGAAAUAUUUCUUCAUUUAAACACUUGCUGGUCUUGUUCAGAAUUUUAUUAUUAGUCCAGCUCUUCUAAUUUUGAAAGCUAACGCAAUUUGAACUUAUAAUCGAUUUUUCUUAAGACUGUUAUGGCCGAAAUUAUUUUGUAAUGUUUUACAACAGACAAUAUUUAAAAUUAUGUGUCACCAGUCAACACAUUUAAAGAAUUGUACAGCUAUCUUACCUUAUUUAUUUAUACAUUACUUUCCAUUUUACUUGUUCUGGCAUUUCUGUAUUUACUGUGCUCGCUUGUUUUCUUUUCAUCUGAAUUUCUAUAUCUUUUCAUUCAUAUCUUUUCUUUCAUUUUGGUAAUAAAUUCAUAUGAUUAAGUGAUAAAGCAUUAUUGUCAAAGUAUAUUUUAUUAUAGUUUCUGAUUGUAUUACCUGCGAUACAUGGUAGCUACAUAGGGACUACUUUUCCAUCGUCGUCCAUGUCCACACUAUUGUCAACAAUCAGUAACUUUGAACAACUAAUGUGAAGUCUUAGUAUACACAGUGGCCAUGGUCAAAAGAUGAACCAUAUUGAUUUUGGGGUCAAUAGGUCAAAGUUUUGGUGACAUAUUUUAGAAAAAUUAUGGGCUGUCCCAACGCGACGGGCCACACAUCCAAUUCUCAAACAUCUUGUUAUAAAAGCAAUUUUUAACUUCACUCUAGUGAAAUUUACGUUUAUGACUAAUUAAAUAUUGACUGUCUCACUGUAAUUGAUAUACAUUAUUGUACAGAUUUCCAUUUUUAAUUGAGAUUUUAUUGAGAAAAAAAAUUAAAAUAAAACACCUGUUGCCAUAGCAAUUUGGAAGGAAAUUACUGUGCAAUAUGUUACAUUAUUUUAAGAUGUUUUGUUAAGACUUUUGUAUUGCCAUAAGUAAUAGUGUUCCAUUAGUAAUGAGAUGAGAUAGUGUUUAUAAGAAGAAAUUGUACAAUUUCUCAGUCUAAAAUAUAAAUAUGUUUUUUUGAGUGCUAUAUAUCUUUAGCAUAAGCCAGGCUGUGAAAUUACCCGGUAUGUAAAUGUUCAAGAGUACUGAUUUGGUAUUCUUUUGUACAUAAUUUGAACAAUAAAAUACAUUAAGAUGAAA
Mya arenaria is the source of this 6338-nucleotide messenger RNA. Its product is annotated as AT-rich interactive domain-containing protein 4B-like. The record is from RefSeq and is a predicted model, not a curated record. Gene Ontology annotation, molecular function: transcription cis-regulatory region binding. Lineage: Eukaryota; Metazoa; Mollusca; Bivalvia; Myida; Myidae. The transcript is spliced from 23 exons. Gene Ontology annotation, cellular component: nucleus. Gene Ontology annotation, biological process: regulation of transcription by RNA polymerase II. The coding region runs from base 150 to 4907 and encodes 1585 amino acids.